Messenger RNA from Morchella importuna, 540 nucleotides. RefSeq lists its product as uncharacterized. The transcript has 5 exons. Lineage: Eukaryota; Fungi; Ascomycota; Pezizomycetes; Pezizales; Morchellaceae. The record is from RefSeq and is a predicted model, not a curated record. Bases 1 to 540 code for a protein of 179 amino acids. Gene Ontology annotation, molecular function: nucleic acid binding; zinc ion binding.
AUGCAACUCAGCGUCACAGGCAGCAGUGGUUUGUGCGUUUAUCUCCUGCACACCCCGCUGAGAGAAUACCAGGGGUGGGGAGGCGGGGGUCAGCUCGAAAAGAAAAAAGCCUCUGAAAAAGGCCCACGCGCCACAGAGCCUCAAGGCUCCUUUACUCCUACAAAAAUGGGUUCAAUUCGUCGUUCAAAAACCAAGCGAAUGACUCGCGGCCUCGACCAAAUCCAUGCAGACCUCCGCAGUUCCAAGCGGCUCGCGCAGCUGAGGGCGCUUGUCCCAAAUGAAGACAAACCUGGUCUCGGUCAAUUUCACUGUGUUGAAUGCGCAAAGUAUUUCGAGAGCGAGUGGAACAUGACCCAACACACACGAGGCAAGAACCACAAACGAAGAGUGCGCAUGCUGCUUGAAGAGCCCUAUUCCCAAAAGGAAGCGGAUGCUGCAGCGGGGUUGGGAACCACUUCGUUUUAUGAGGCGCUCGAGGCAAGGAAGGAGGCAGAGAGAGUUGCUAAAGAGUCCGUAAAGCCUAUGGAGGAUGUCGAAUAA